Messenger RNA from Angiostrongylus costaricensis, 351 nucleotides. NCBI's taxonomy places the organism in Eukaryota, Metazoa, Nematoda, Chromadorea, Rhabditida, Metastrongylidae. The record is from the annotation of a GenBank genome assembly.
AUGUGUCGUAUAGUGGAUAGGAAAAAGUUCCCACAAAAAAAAGCGAUGUCGUGUUGUUAUAACGACGCCGCGGACGGCGUCGAUCCGUUUGGAUUACUGACAUUGACAGUGGCAAGCCAGAAAGUAACGAAAGAGACAGGAAAGAAUAUUUUGCUGGAUGAGGAGCGACGGCCAGCGUACGGAUGGAUGGUGACGAUAGGUGGCGGAACAGGUCGGAAAAGGGCGGGUCGUCGUCGCCGUCGGAGGCCGCGCACAGAACGCAAGGGCGUGGUCGUCGACAAGAAUCACGAUGUGGAGAUGAAACGAACCGGAGGAAUCGGAAGAAGUGAAGAGAAACACAAACCGGCGUGA